Molecule: messenger RNA, 4547 nt
Organism: Bursaphelenchus xylophilus (pine wood nematode)
Lineage: Eukaryota; Metazoa; Nematoda; Chromadorea; Rhabditida; Aphelenchoididae
Source: the annotation of a GenBank genome assembly
AUGUUUUCAAUUACUUCUUUGACCUCUUUACUGCUACUUUUACCGCUGAUUAAUGCGUGUGCCACAAAAUUCAAUCCAUGCAAUCGACGUUCGCUUUGUGGAUUAGGGACUUGUACACCAUCAGAAGAUUGCCUGUAAGUUCUUUUUAUCAUAUUACCAUUAUCGAUUUCACUAUCAAAAUCUAGGAUUUUGAGUGUAAAUUUAGACGACUUAUAUUGAGUAAUGAACCGGUUGUAACCGCGGUGUUUUGACCUUUUCUUUUCAGCGACUUCAAAUGCACUUGUCCCCCAGGAUUCUCGGGAAAAUUCUGCGAACAUACCAACCUUCCAUCUUGUGGAUCAAACUCCAGAACCCAAUGCAUGAAUGGAGGAACCUGCCACAAUAUUCUGAGUGGUUUUGUCUGCCAAUGCCCUAAGGGCUUCUACGGUUUUGCCUGUGAAUUUGCUGACCCAUCCGUUCCAGAGAAUUGGGGAGUUCCCAGCAUUGAAGAGGACGAUGAUUUGGAGUUGAUGAUGGACAUCCCAGAAGGAUGGAAGAGAGUUGAUGACAAACUGAUUGUGGUCACUAAGAUUUCAACACUCAAUGAGUUGAAGAGCCAGUUGAGCAGAUUGUUUGAGGAAAUCAGAAACUUCACAAAUGUUCGUUUGGAAUUUUCAAAGUUUGAAGAUGGAGAGGAGUUUAUUCACGGGGAAGAUUGCAGUGAUGGUAAGUCAAAAGUUUGUACAUUUAUUUUAUGAUAGUUACUACGUUGUAGACACCGGUUUUUUUGUUGCAAAAUUUUAAAAAUUAGAGACGUUGUCCUUACAUGUGCUUUUCAGAUACCCAAAAAUGCCAAUACACCGCAAAUCUCUUUGCUCUGGUACCUGAAAAUGAGACUGACAUUUCCAUUGAUUAUGUGAUGUCACUUCUCAUGAACCCUGUUUUCCCGAAUCACCUGAAUCCCGAAGAACUUCAUGUUGAUGACAAUACUGGCAAGGAUCAAAAACCAUUGUCCUGGACGUUUAUCGGAAUCGUUGGAGUGGUUGUAGGAGCCAUGAUGGUGAUCGGAUCUUUCGGAGGUUUAUUGCACACUUCGAGGGGAAGGCCGUUCAAAUAUGGGACAACCGUGAAGAAAGCGCCUCUUGACCUGGAGGUAGGCUAUUAAAUUUGAAAUAGGAAUAGAGUGUGGGUGAUUUGAGUGUAAAAGAAAUUUAUACUAUCAGCAUUACAAUUUUCGUCAAAAAGCCUGGUUAUAUAAGAGUGAAGACAGAAGAUUUCGGAGGAAAAUUUUGAAAAUUUUUCGAAUUCAUUUUUUUGUGAAAAAGAGAGUAAAAAUCGAGAAAUUUUAUGGGUCGGCGAGUAGGAAUCGAAAUAGCUUUCAAAAUUUCCAUUUUUGGAGUGAAUUCCGAGUUUACUUUUUUUCCGCCUUUUUUUGGAGUAAACUCAGAAUUUACUCGCCGAAGGUGCCGGCGAGUAAAUCCAGAGUUUACUCUCGGGGAACAGUCGACCCCUGAGCGCAAAAAAUUUUUUUUAUUUGCGUUAGUAAUUCGCGCCCAACUUUCGAAAAAUUUUGCCAAAUCCUGACUGGGAGGCUGCAGUCAGGAUUCGCGGGGUUCCUGACUCUUCGUACAGUCAAAACUUCCCGACUGUUGGCCCAGUCAGGAACCCGCGAUUCUUGACUGGGUGAGGGGUCAAUAACUGUUGACUAGGACGAAGAAAUAGGGAGAAAAAACGAAGAGAACGAGAGAAACGCGCGCUAUUUCGUGCUGUCUCUGCUUCUCAGCGCCCUCUUUCCGUUUCGCGCUCUCUCUCUCUUUUUCGAAAGAAAGAGCGAGAGAGCGCAAAAAAAGGAGAGAGAGCGAGAGAGCGGGAAACGAAGAGAGGGCGCAGAGAAGCAGAGAGAGCACGAAAUAGCGCGUGUUUCUCUCGCUCUCUUCGUUUUUUCUCCCCGUUUCUUCCUCUCAGGUGACUGGGAUGUCGAUUUUGAGGCCGCCCAGUCAAAAACAUUCCUGACUGCAGGAAUCGCGGGAUUCCUGACUGGGAGGCUCCCAGUCAGGAUCCGGCAAAAUUUUUCGUAAGUUUGGCGCGAAUUGCGCCCGCCUUACAUCUUGAACAUAGCAAAAUAAAAAAAUUAGUCCUAAAAAAAUUGAGUCCUGGGUCAUCUGUGCCUCUGUGAUAGCUGAGGAAAUAAUUGGAAGCGAGUAAAAUCCAGAUUUACUCGCCGCCAUUCGAUUUCUCGGCCGUGGCGAGUAAACUCCCAGUUUACUCCCGAAAAUCAAAUUUUUUUCCAAAUUUUGGAGUAAACUUCGUGUUUACUUUUUUUUUGGCAUUUUUGGGAGUAAAAAAAAUUUUUACUCCAAAAUCGAAAAAAAAGUGAAUUCGAAAAAUUUUCAAAAUUUUCCUCCGAAAUCUUCUGUCUUCACUCUUAUAUUUCUGGAAGCUUCCUAAUUUUCAGUCUAAAAAGCGAUAGGGAGAUUUUUAGGAAAAAACCAAAAUUUAAAAAAAAAUUGAAAUUUGUCAUGAUUAAUAAAUAUAAAAAGAAAAAAAUCAACCUUGACAUUAUAAAAAUAUUAUCGUUAUCCCUUUCAGAAUGCUGUUCCGUCCCCUCAAAUGCAACAUCUCAUUCAACUCCAAAUACACGCCGAAUCCAAGCUCAAAUUGAUCUACUCCGGGUGGGAGUUGACUCCAGAAGACCAGCAGUUUAUCAGAACUUACCGCACAGUCUAUGGAGACUCUGUUCUGCAUAUGGUCGCCAGGGCUCAAAGCUUCAACGAGCAGUUUAAUAUUCAAGUCGCCGGAAAUUUAAUUCAAAUGGGAGUCGAUGUCAACGCGGUUAACAAGCAAGGAAGUAGCCCAAUGGAAACUGCAGUUCUCCAUAAUCAGACCGGUUUGGCCAAGUUUUUCAUGGAUAAUCAAGCGGAUAUUGUUCUACAAAAUCCAAAAAAUGGAUAUACCAUUUUGACUGCUGCAAUCUCCAUGAAGAACGUCAAUUUUGUUAAGGAUAUUUUGGCAUUACCUCAGGCCGAGACGCUUCUGAAUAUGGCAACCAAAUCUGACUAUCCUCAAAGCCCAUUAACGCUGGCUGUCAAUCAAGGGCAAAUGGAGAUUUUGAAGAGCAUCUUGGACUGUAUGAUUAAGAAGAAGAUCGUCAAUGAUGGAAUUGUCAACCCGAAGAUGAAGCAGGUUGGAUAUUCUGCACUUCAUUAUGCCGCAUUGGAAGGAUCAGUGGAAUCCGCCAGACUGAUUUUGGAUUAUGAGAAGAACAGUGGCAAGAAAAAUAAGAAAUAUGUCCAAUUUAUGGAUCGGGAAGACUAUCAGGUAAGUCAUACGGAAUUCAAAUUAGGGUAACGUUUUAUACGACAAAAGGGUUUUUGAAGACUUUACGGUAUAAAAAGACAAACCAUGACUUUUUAAAUUCAAAAAUAGAACGUAUAAAAUGUUACACAAAAAUAUCUGUAUCCUCUACUGGUGACGUGUUACACAAAUUUUUAUUUCAGGGUCAAACUCCUCUUCAAACUGCUGUUGUUUGCAAGUGGCUCAAUGUUAUUAAAUUUCUGCUUGAAGCCGGAUCCGAUCCCAAUCACAAGGAUCUUGUUGGAAAAUCAGCCUACAAUCUGGCCGAGGAAUCAAAAGACGAAGAAUUCAAAAGACAAUUUGAUGAGAUUUGUGCGCAAACUGGUGCUCCAAAGAAAGUUGUUGGCGGAAAGAAGAGGACUUAUCAGGUAAGGAAGGCGUGUGAGAUAAUUUUUUAGAGUAUGGUAUAAUACAAGAAUUAUCAAAAAAUUGAAUUUUUUUUUGUCAGUCUAAAAUACUUACCAAUACAUUUUCAGGCCCUAAUUCAACCCGAUGUCCAGCCAAUUCCCAAGCAAUCACGGCCCAAUCAGGUCGAUAAUCGUCGAAUUUCCGUGGAAUCGGGCAUUGCGUCUGCUGACUCUUCGUUUUCCUCGACUUGCUCUCCCAGUUCGGCUCCUCAAAUCCAACCUUAUCUACCACAAUUUGGCAACUGGAAUCAGCCAGGAUACGAUUUUAGUCAAUUUAACUCCUAUCAAAACAUGAAUUAUGGGUUUGGAAUGCAAGGAAAUGGCCAAAUGAACUCGGUGAAUGGCCUCAUUAAUACCCCUGUGGCUGCUGGCACCUAUGGUAAUUUGGGAUUGCCAAGUUUAUAUCAAAAUAACUUGAACUUCAAUUCAAAUCUCUUCCCUGCUAUGACUAUGAAUCCUCUUUAUCAAUCUCCCAGUGCGACAACCUUGACUCCUAAUUCGCAAAUUUGCCCUCAGGCAGCUUAUUCUUCCCCCACUACAUUGAAUAUCCCUCAGUCUUCUCAGUCGCCCCCUCAGGCUAUUAGUUCUCAUUCAAACUCUCCUCAAGUCUUAUCGCCAGCCAAUCUUGUUCAAAAUCCCACUCAGAAUUAUCAAUCCCAAUAUCCUUAUCCGUCUUCAAAUUACUCUAUGAAUAUGCAAAUGACCGGCUCCCAGAUGAAUCUCGACCAAACGGGGCAUAUGAAAUCGCAGCAUACUUAUUUGUCUUCCCAGAUGUCUUUGAAUACCUGGUCCAAUUCGAAUCAGUAA